Molecule: messenger RNA, 3172 nt
Organism: Pelobates fuscus (common spadefoot toad)
Lineage: Eukaryota; Metazoa; Chordata; Amphibia; Anura; Pelobatidae
Gene: PTPN12
Product: protein tyrosine phosphatase non-receptor type 12
Exons: 15
Coding region: 255-2363 (702 amino acids)
Biological process (GO): cellular response to epidermal growth factor stimulus; peptidyl-tyrosine dephosphorylation; regulation of epidermal growth factor receptor signaling pathway
Cellular component (GO): cytoplasm; nucleus
Molecular function (GO): non-membrane spanning protein tyrosine phosphatase activity
Source: RefSeq, a predicted model, not a curated record
UCCGGUGCAGCUCAGUGUGUGUCUUGGCGGUGGGUGGGGCGGAGCCCGCGGCUUUGGGAAGGGACAGGAGCGGAUAGCUUUUAUCUGAACCCAAUGAUACGGCCGGGGCGGCUCCGCAUGGCGAGGGGUUAGGGAGUCUGGCGGCCUGCUACGCCCUGCACCACACACCGGGACGGCGGGGACCACCUCCAUCCAUUAGCCAAGCGCGGCCAGCGGGACAGCCAGCACCCGGGGAGGGAGAGGAGAAGGUCAGCAUGGACCAGGCGGAGAUCCUGAGGACUUUCAUUCAGAGGGUGCGGGAUAUGGAUAACAAGGACCACAAUGGGGAGGAUAACUUCGCCUGCGACUUCAUGAGAUUGAGAAGACUAUCGACAAAAUAUAGAACUGAGAAGAUAUACCCCACCAGCACUGGAGAAAAAGAAGAAAAUGUUAAAAAGAAUAGAUAUAAGGAUAUCCUGCCCUUUGAUCACAGCAGAGUACGACUCACACUGAAAGUACCACCUUAUGAAUCUGAUUACAUCAAUGCAAAUUUUAUUAAGGGUGUGCAUGGGCCUAGAGCAUACAUUGCGACACAAGGGCCACUAGCAAAUACAGUAGUAGAUUUCUGGAGGAUGGUAUGGGAGUAUAAUAUUGUAAUAAUUGUAAUGGCUUGUCGUGAGUUUGAAAUGGGAAGGAAAAAGUGUGAACGAUAUUUUCCCAGCUUUGGAGAGCAACCUGUAUCCUUCGGACCAUUCCAUAUCUCCUGUGAGGCAGAACAGUCCAGGACAGAUUACUUUGUUAGGACGCUGCUGGUGGAGUUCCAGAAUGAAUCCCGCAGAAUUCAUCAGUUUCAUUACAUGAACUGGCCAGAUCAUGAUGUUCCAACGUCGUUUGAUUCGAUUCUGGAUAUGAUUAGCUUAAUGAGAGAUUAUCAGGUUCAUGAUGAUGUACCUAUUUGUAUACACUGCAGUGCAGGAUGCGGAAGGACUGGAGCAAUUUGUGCCAUAGACUAUACAUGGAAUUUGCUAAAAGCCGGGAAAAUACCAGAAGAGUUCAAUGUAUACAGUUUAAUUCAGGAAAUGAGGACACAACGACAUUCUGCGGUCCAGACGAAGGAGCAGUACGAACUUGUGCAUCGAGCUAUCGCCCAGUUAUUUGUGAAGCAGAUACAAGUGUAUGAGAAUGAAGCGAAGAGCAUUGUGGAUGGCAUGGAUAAUACCACUGGUAAGGCACUUAGUCCUUCUGAGAAUGAGAAAACGGACUCUCCUCCACCAAAACCACCACGUAUCCGCAGCUGCCUUGUAGAAGGAGAUGUAAAAGAAGAAAUUUUGCAACCACCAGAACCUCAUCCUGUGCCACCAAUUUUGACGCCCUCCCCUCCUUCCUCUUAUCCAACUGUGACAACAGUGUGGCAGGACAGCGAUCGCUAUCAUCCAAAACCAGUCCUCCAUGUGAUGUCCACUGAAAAUCCAACAGGCACAAAUGAGAACUAUACCAAAACAGAAGUAUUGGGUAAGAAUGAAUCUGCUAUUGAAAAGAAACUUGAGCGCAAGCUCAGCAUUGAAAUUAAGAAGGUACCGCUCCAGGAAGGUCCAAAAAGUUUUGAGUCCAGUGCAGGUUUGCAUAGAGGACUUGGCGUUAAGAUGAAAUCUACUUCCUGCUAUGCAAUUGACCAAUCACUGAAAGUUCAAGAAUCCAGUUCAUUAGAUUCUGUUGUUGGCCUAUCUUCAAAUACUUGCAUUGAUUGUAGAAGUUCAAAGCAUUCUAAAACAUUAGAAGAUAAACCACAUCAAAGAGGCUCUGAGCUCCCUCAAAGACCAGACCAUCUGCCUCUGGAGAAGGGACUUUCCAAGUCUUCUACUUUUGGUAUUGAACAUACAAAGUGUACAAAUGCUUCUUCCACUGCUGAAAAAUCAUUGGACAUGCUCUCCUCAACGAGUGAAACCAUUCACAAUGCAACUGUUCUGACCUCUCAAAGUCAGGCUGAGCACAGCAGCACUGUUUCACAUCAGGCACCCUUGUCUUUUACAAACCCCCUACACUCUGAUGACUCUGAUGUGGAUGAGGGGAGUUCUUUAGAAACUUUGUCAAAAAGCUUGUCUAACAUAUCAACCGCAAGUGCCACUGUAUCGGCUGCUUCGGCAGCUGAAAACUUGUCUACUAGAAAAGUAUUGCCUAUGUCUAUUGCCAGACACGAUUCAAACAAUCCCCACAAACCAAAGCCUGAGAAAGAAAAUAGAGAUCUGCUAGUUGAUAUUCCAGACACUUUCAAUUCUAUGAAUAUAACAUAUGCACAGCAAAUGCCACAAGAUGGUGCAACGUGUGGCAUUGGUAAUAAUGAGAAAACAAGAGAAUCAGGGGAUUCAUCUUCACAAUGGACAUGAUGACUCAGGCCUAGAGACUCAUCCAGUAUCCGUAGUAUUAGAGGAAGAGGACUGACCGUUUCUGCCUUUUUAAAAUGGACAAUGACUCCGCCAGCAGACACAUUAACCUCUUGGCUUAUUGAAGAGCUUGCAAUGCAUAUGUUGAAAGACAGCCUAACAGUGAAGGGAUUAAAUUGUACAAUAAAAAUCAAAGUGCCACUAAUUUCAAAGUAUUCCAUACCAAUCAUGUUUAAUCAGAGUGUAGGUUAAUCUACACAAUGGUACAUUCUACUGUACAAUUCCACAUAUAUAUCUUAAAUAUUAUUUAAGUGGUUAAUUCCAGUAUACAGUGCUAAAUGUUUCUUUGCUGGGGACCAUAUACCUGCCUUAUAUCUUGGGUUUAAAAAAGUAUUAUGUAUCAUUUUGUAACUUAAUGUAUCAUUGCCUUAAUGUCUUUUAACCCUGUUACACGCUGCUUGUAGAUCUGUUAAUAUAGUGAAACUUUUAUGAUAGUUUACAGACUACUUUUUUUGCUAAAUUUUGAUUACAAGUAUACAUUCUUUUGUAUUUGUACAGGGUAAGCUGGUAUAUAUUUGACAAUAUUGCAGUCAUAAAAUAUUAACAGAAGAUGUAAGAAAUCUCAGCAUGAUAUUAAUCUGUUCUUUAUAUGGGAUGUAAAUUAUUGGCCCUGAUGGUUUAGUGUUUUGUUUUUUUUAAUCCUUGCUGGGUGUCUGAAGCCAGCAGUGCAGGUAAACCGAUAUGAUUGUAAUACAGUUUGUAAAUUGUAAGCUAAAGGUUAUUUUUAUAUUAUACACGGUUUAAUUGUCAAA